CAUUGAAAUGUGUAAACAGAAAACUUUUUUGCUAACUAAACAUCGUGAAUUCAUAGUUAUGUGUUUUAACAAUAAAACAAUAUGGCGGCUUAUUUUUAGAUAAUUCUUAUAACGGUAUAUUAUACGAAAAUUAUUUAUGUUACGUGUUUAAAAUAGAAAUCAAGAUGACGACUUAUUUUAAUGGAAGUCUAAGUGAAAAUAUAACUUUCAAAGACGAUCUGUACGAAGUGUUCAAAGCAAGAGAAACCGAACAAUUUCUCAUUUAUAAAAUGAUUGCUUAUAUCUUUGGUGCUCUUAUAUUUUUGAGUAAUAUAACAGUUGUCAUAUCUAGCGGACUGAUCUUAAAGAAAGACAAUCAACGAAGAAGUACCUACCUCCUGCUGGGAAAUGUGUCUUUAGCGGAUAUGAUCAUAGGUGUAUCAAUCAUGUUCGGCGUUAGUAUAGAAAAUCCCAUGAGCUGUAAUCCACUCUGUAUAUUUCAAAUCGGUAUGAUCGUAUGUCCAGCCAUGGUCUCCAUAUUCACCGUUGGCUUCAUCGCUGUGGAUCGCUACAUUUAUAUACUCCAUGGCUUGUAUUACCAGAAAUGGUUUACUACGACGAGAGUCAGAAUAAGCAUUCUUUGUAUUUGGCUGAUAGGCAUAACUCUCUCAUUUAUCCCAGCGAGCGGGUGGAUAAAUACCGAACUAAGGCACUCGAGGUGUUAUUACGUUACCCUUUUUCCUGGAUCACUUAUCUUACUUAAUUCACUACUGAGUAUUAUCCCCAUCGUACUUGUAGCUGUUCUGUAUACUAUUAUUUUAAUAAGAGCUUUGAGAAAUGUAAGAGAAAUAAAAACAACUAUAAAAAACGUGGGAGCGAAAUCAACCAACAAUGAAUUACGAAUUCACAUGGGAGGUGACAGAAUUUUAGGGAAAUAUACUCAGUCAGUAAAAUAUCCGACCUCAAAUAAAUUUAAAAUUCAAAGGACCGCUUCAUUCAAUGAAAAUUACAACUAUAACAGACCACGAUCAGAAAUCUUCAAGAUUGAUGAGAAAUCUAAAAGUACAGUGAAUUUAAACGAAAGAAAUGAUUUUCAAACAAGCAAUUCCUCAACUUAUAAUCAAAACAAUAGAGAUAGUUGUGAAUCAGAAUUUAGCAUUUAUUCCAUCAGUUCAAGGAUACCAGAGCAAAACGUCCACGUCAUAUCAUCGGAGGAGUCGCGUGACAAGAAAGCUGAUGGCACAAAGCGAAAAGUGCAAAAAAUGAAGGAACCAAACAAGUGGAGAGCAAUCAUAAUUGUGAUGCUGACGUCAGGAAGUUUUAUAUUUACUUGGAUGCCGUUUUUCAUAACUGUCAUAUUUUUUGUUUUCUGCGAGGAAAAACUCACUAAUCCCAAGUGCAUGCACCUCAGAAUGAUGCUGAGUGGACCGAUAGCGACCCUAGCGUUCCUGAAUAGCAUCCUCAAUCCCAUGAUAUACGCCUGGUGGCACAGAGGAUUUCAAAGAUACAUAAAAAAUCAUUUCCGCAGAUAUAUCUGGAAGUUUUUUCAAAAGUCCACUAUAAAAUGAAUUUAAAGACAUAUAUAUUUUGUUAUUUAAUUAACGCUAACAUUUAUUUAUGUGCAAUAAUUUUGUAUUUAACUAGAAUUAAUUAUUAAUAUAAAUGUAUAUUUGCUUGCAA
Molecule: messenger RNA, 1659 nt
Organism: Danaus plexippus (monarch butterfly)
Lineage: Eukaryota; Metazoa; Arthropoda; Insecta; Lepidoptera; Nymphalidae
Product: 5-hydroxytryptamine receptor 1A-alpha-like
Exons: 4
Coding region: 165-1547 (460 amino acids)
Biological process (GO): adenylate cyclase-activating adrenergic receptor signaling pathway
Cellular component (GO): membrane
Molecular function (GO): G protein-coupled receptor activity
Source: RefSeq, a predicted model, not a curated record